AUGGAGCAAGCUAUGGCUGAGUAUUACCAGAAGAGAACGCAACAACGCCAACAACAACGACAACGAAUACAGCAGCUCAGAGCCUUGCAAGAGCAACAGCAACAACUAAAUCAUGAACAGAGUCAGAGUCAAACCAGUCCGAUUGCAGGCGGGGACGACGACGCGUUUGAACUUCUGCAACGCAGUCUUAAGAGAUUUAAACGAGAAGACAGUACCGGUACCGCUGUGGACGUUAUUGACCUUACUGCCGAUAGCAGCUCACAGGGGAGUGCACCGCCGACCCCGCCCGAGACGCAGGAACUGUACCAGGAGAGUCAGCAACAAUCACAAGAAGUUAAACAGGAGGCUGAAGAUGAGGCUCUGCUCGGCGCUAACGAACUUCAAAGUGACGAAGCGCCGGCCCCCCCAAAGAUUUUCUUUUGUUCUCGAACACACUCUCAGCUGACACAGGCGGUGAACGAGUUGAAAGAUUGCCCAGCUUCAUAUAUGCGAGCAAUUCCUGGAUCUACCGAGCUUCGAUCGUGUGUAUUGGCUGUAAAACGUUUGUUGUGUGUAAAUGAAGAUGUAAACAGUGAGCCAAUGCUCGUAAAUGAAAAGUGUCAGGAGCUGCGAAUGGAGAAGGAACGGCGACGGAUGGCAGGAGACGAGGAGGGUGAAGGGGGAUGCAAGUAUAACCAAACGAGCUUCAGUGAGCUUCGUGCCCAGUCGCCUCAAGUCUGGGACAUUGAAGACAUCACUAAGCUGGCGUCGACCUGCGAAGAGUGUGCGUACUUCUUCUCCAAGAGUAAACUCGAGACCGCACACAUUGUUUUCUGUCCAUACAACUACAUACUGGACCCAGCUAUCCGGAAGGCUGUCGGCAUUACCUUGCACAACUCCAUUGUGGUGCUGGACGAAGCUCACAACGUUGAAGACACGUGCCGUAGCGGCGCCAGUCUCGAGAUCACGGAUAACAUGUUGGGUAGAGCUAUCAAGUCUUUCGACGACGUUAUCUGGCAAGGAGAUGAAGGUUUUCAACCCCCAGCUUAUGAUGCAGUGCGCCGCAUGUUGAGCUCUGUCGAAACCUGGUUCGCAGUUAAUGAGGAACUGCACGAACAGUUAAAGUUAGCCACACCAGGAAAGAAAGUCUUGCUGAGUAAUAGCGCCUUGAACACUGCCACAAGGUUGAUUUCCGUGGCAACCUACAUGUUCAGCGACAACUGCAAGAACGCAGACGACUUCAAGCUGCUGAUUACCAAGAAGAUGAGGGUAAAUGACGAGGGAGAAGAGAUCAUUGAUACCAAGCUGUGUAUCUGGUGUCUAAGUGCAGCGGUGGUGUUUGCAGAGGUAGCGCGAAACUCACACAGCGUGAUCCUGGCAUCGGGAACGCUUAGCCCCAUGAAUUCGUUUGCCGGGGAACUGGGUGUGGAUUUCCCGAUCCGUCUUGAAGCGAACCACGUGGUGAAUAUGCGCAAACAAGUGUUUGUUGGCGCGCUAAUGAACGGACCAGGAGGCGUCGACUUGUUAUCAACUUACAAGAAUCAGCAGAAUUUCCAGUAUCAAGACUCGAUGGGAUACCUGCUAUUGCAGUAUGCUCAGAUGAUUCCCGGUGGAAUCCUCAUGUUCUUCCCAUCGUAUGCGCUGCUGGGCAUAUUGAAGGCACGCUGGGAGCGGACGGGGAUCUGGGCCAAACUAGUAAAGCACAAGAAAAUGUUCAGCGAACCUCGCCAGGGUGGCAAAUUUUUUGAUGAACUUCUGGACAAGUACAAGAACAGUAUUGCUCGACAUGCUGCUAGCCAGGAUGCACCGAGUGGAUGGAUGAAUGACAAUGCGGAGCCACGAGAAACCGGGGCGAUUUUCCUUGCCGUUUAUCGUGGAAAAUCGCGCUAA
Messenger RNA from Phytophthora infestans T30-4, 1869 nucleotides. RefSeq lists its product as uncharacterized. The record is from RefSeq and is a predicted model, not a curated record. Lineage: Eukaryota; Oomycota; Peronosporomycetes; Peronosporales; Peronosporaceae. Bases 1 to 1869 code for a protein of 622 amino acids. Gene Ontology annotation, molecular function: ATP binding; DNA helicase activity; hydrolase activity, acting on acid anhydrides, in phosphorus-containing anhydrides. The transcript is spliced from 3 exons. Gene Ontology annotation, biological process: double-strand break repair involved in meiotic recombination; nucleotide-excision repair. Gene Ontology annotation, cellular component: nucleus.